AAUCAGCAUUGUUCUGCUCUGAGUGUGCAUGUUAGUAUGGAUCUAUGAACCGGUAGCAGCAUUGAAGCUAAAUUCGAACCACAAGAGAAGUGAUAGAUGUUGAAUAAAUUUGACGCGGAGGUGGAUAUAAUCUUAUCGUGUCUAAUAGGGAUAAUUGAUUAAAGUCAGCUUUGCAGUAGGGAACAGAAAAUAGCGACUCAAGUACAUCUUCAAGCGCAUGCGCAACAUUUCUCGUCAUGCAAUUUUCGAGCACUCCACGAACCAUCAUCAGAAGAUAUCAAGUGUGUUAAGAUGACGGGAUGCUGUUAUUGCUUGGUCGGUCACAUAGAGGCCAGUCGAACUGAACAGUGAUGGUCAUGGCGAUAACAAAACUUUUCAGAUUGCUGCGGUUUGAAUUCUGGCUGUCAAUUACGAUGUCGAUGUUGGUUUCGUCGUUAGCCGCAACAUCAAACCCAAUGUCUUCUUCCGAUUUGGACACGACGAUGUCUCCAUCACAAUCCACCGUCAUCAAUGACUUCGAAUCGAUGUCGUCGACCCCUAUCACCACCUUUCAGACUGAUACAAACCAAUCACAGUCUCUACAGCCGUCCCAUGGAAUCAGUAAUGAUGACAAAAUUCCAAUAUAUUUGGGUGGCUUUUUCACCCUCGGAGGAAAUUGGGAUGGUAGUGGUAUACUACCUGUGGUAGAGAUGGCUUUAGAGCAUAUCAACAAUCGACCUGAUCUUUUAGCUGAUUAUGAUCUUAGGAUGGUUUGGAAUGAUACACAGUGCGAUGCUGGUCUAGGAACUAAGAUCCUCUUUGAUCAGAUCUUCAGAAAACCUCAGAAGUUAAUGAUUCUUGGUCCAGCAUGCUCUACUGCAACUCAAGCUGUCGCUGGCACUGCCCACUACUGGAAUCUUGUUACGAUGUCUUAUACAGCUUCAUCACCAGCGUUAUCCAACAUGGUGGAUUAUCCAGCCUUCUACCGAACCUAUAUGCCUGAUACAUUAUUUAACCCAGCUCGUAUUAGACUUCUAAAAGAUUAUGGUUGGACACGAGUGGCAACGCUACACGAAAAUCAUGAAAUAUUCUCUCUAGCGAUCGAUAAUCUUCUUACACUCUUGAGGCAAGCUAACAUCACCAUCAUCACAUCAGAAAGCUUCUCAGAAAACCCACGGAAUCAAGUAGAAAAUCUCAAGAAUCAAGACGCUAAAAUCAUCCUUGCAAACAUGUAUGAGAACAUGGCACGAAGAGUUUUCUGUGAGGCAUACAAACAAGGUUUAACAGGAGAAGGGUAUGUAUGGUUCUUGAUUGGAUGGUACAGUGAUGGUUGGUAUCAAGUCCAGGACUCUGACGUCACAUGUACUAUAUCACAAAUGAAAGAAGCUGUAGAAGGAUCGUAUUACAUAGCUACUGAGAGCUUACAGCUUAGUCCAAGCAAAGUACCCGGCAUCACUGGACUCACUGCUGAGACAUACAUCAAAGAGACUCUACAAAGAUUAGAUAGCCCGCGGUAUGUCAACUUGAAUUACACCUUCAACAAUCUAGCACCCUUUGGAUACGACGCCACUUGGGCCGUAGCUCUCAUGUUAAACCGUUCUGUGGAGGUGAUGAAGAAUAUGACGUUUAGUGAUGGUAUCCCCAGGAGAUUAGAGAACUUUACAUAUGAAGAUGAAGAGAUGGCUCGACUCUUCUUCAAUCUCCUAAAUGAAACAGAAUUCACUGGUAUUACGGGUCCAGUGAGCUUCAAGAGUGGAGAUAGAGUGGGAAUAACUCAAAUCGAACAACUUCAAUUGGGCUGCAAGAGUAACCAAAUUCAGAUUGGCUCUACUUGUCUGACAUUGAACACUGACAAGAAGACAUGGUCAUUGGCCAGCUCAACAUGCAGUCUUGGAGGUGAUCGGACCUUGUUUACUCCAUCAUUAGACGCCGUUGAGGACCUGUUCGACGUCGUUUCGGAAGAGGGUGUGACGACCACCAAAUGGUACAUAGGUCUCUAUGUUGAUGCUGAUGGUCAGUUCAGCGAUGUAAGCGGCUCCUUGAAUCAGUCCGAAUUAGAAGCUUUUACAGAAUCUUUAAGCCCGUGGUCAUCAUCAUCAUCGAGUGGCUGUGUGGUAAUUGAUAUCAAUCCAAGUGAAGAGAACAACAAUAUCGUCAUCGUAGACUGCGACGAGACGUACCCGUUCAUUUGCUCAGAAUCCACUAAAUUUCUCGAGCAAAGAUUAGGACUUUAUGACACGGCGGGAGAUGUAUUAGAAUGGAAUUCAAGAGCUCUUGUUUGGCCAGGUACCGGUGAACCUCCAUUAGAUAGAACUCCUGAGGUUAACAUUGUAAUCGUGAAUGUCUACGAGGGGAUUGAUACAUAUCUUUAUAUCAUCAUGUGUAUACUGGCUAGUAUUGGCAUUCUCUUCGCUGUCCUCUUUCUCGUUUUCAACGUUAAAUACCGUAACCAAAAAUUCGUAAAAUUAUCAAGUCCUAACUUGAAUAAUCUCAUUAUCCUGGGUAGUGUCAUGGUGUAUUCAUGGAUCUUCCUUUACGGACUUGAUGGAAAUUUAGUAGGGUCUCAAACACACCAAGCUGUGUGCCAGCUUCGUAACUGGGUGCUGUCUAUCGGGUUUGUGAUAGCUUUUGGAGCAAUGUUCAGCAAGACUUGGAGAGUCCAUCGUGUGGCUACUUUUAAGAUCAUGCCAAGAAAACGGGCAAUUCGUGAUACACAGCUAUACCUCAUCAUCCUCUUCCUCGUCGCUGUGGACUUCGUAAUCCUACUCGUCUGGCAGAUCGUUGAUCCUAUGGUCCUCCAAAUCAGGAAUUUGUUUUUGAUGAAUGAUCCGGAUGAUGAAUUUGUAAUGUUGCAGCCCUAUGUGAAGUAUUGUCAUUCUACCUACCAAACAUACUGGCUUGUUGUUAUGUACAUCUAUAAAGGAAUCCUUCUUCUGUUUGGUACCUUCCUUGCCUGGGAAACAAGAAAGGUGAAGAUACCAGCGUUAAACGACAGUAAAUUGAUCGGCAUUAGCGUCUACAAUGUGUUCAUACUCUGCGCAAUAGGAGUGGGUGUCAGCUAUGCCUUACGAACUGAACCAGCAGCUCUCUUCAUCUUUCUUUCCUUCGUGGUGUUAUUCUGUACCACAAUCACACUGGGUGUCGUCUUCGUACCAAAGAUAAUAUCAGUUUACAAGGAUCCACUAGGUGAGAAUGCUACAGGUAAAAAGAAUCGAACCAGUGGAUUAGAAACCAUUGACAUGAGAUCAUCUACAUGUAUUGACAAUGCACCAGAGCCAUCAAUAGUGUCUUCUACUGGACCAUAUAAAGAUACUCAAAAAUUACAAGAAAAGGUCGAUAUGCUGGAAAAGCAGUUACAAGGUACGAAGGAUCUGAAUGCCAUCUUAAAGGAUACUGAUGAUAACAUGUGUGGCUUAUGGUGCUGUGGUCUCUCUUGCGGCUGUUCUUACAGACAUGGCUGUUUUUAUUCAGAUGAAGAUGAUGACUCUCUUCCUAAAUAUACCAUCAAACAAGAAGAGAGUUCAUCAGGUGUUUUCACCGGGAACCCCAAACCCAGAGGGCAGACCAAACCUACCAUGUCUGCUGAUGACCAAGCGCAGGUCGCGGUGGAAUCCAAUGCCGUUGAUGUGGAAGUUGGUAUAGAAAACGGUGGCUAUGUUUCAACGAGUAAAGACGCAAAUGACAAGGAGACACCUCCCUCGCCCGUCUUGGGUAGCAAAGAUUUGUCAAAGACAGUAUCUGAUGGUGCGGAAGCCUCCCCUAAUAACAUGUCUACGUGGCAGUCAUCGUCGGAUUUAUUUGGUCUGCCCUGUGGUGAGGGUUCAGAGGAAGCUUCCAAUGUAAGAGUUAUAGCAGAGGAUGAUACGCCUUGUAGCGAUGGUGAAGAUGAAUGUUGACUACUUUCUACGCAUGUACAUUAAUGAAUGCACAAUCUUGUCCUUGACACACUAUUACAGACGGAGUCUAUCAAAAAGAAUUGUAUUUUACACAGGAAACUCAAAUCUGCAGGAUAUUGAUGAUCUUGACUUGUUUAGUAGACUUGAGUUAUAACAGAUGCCAGAACUGCCGAAAACCAAAGCACACCUGCACUUUGUGAACUAUUGAUAUAUUUUUGUAUAACAUUUACAUGUUUUAUAUGCAAAUUUAAGCAUCGACUCCCUUAUAGAAACUUCAGGGCUCCGUAACACAAAGGUUUGCAAUCAAUCGCUAAAUACCAAUGACCAAUCAAGAUCAUCGUUGCAUGCGCACUCUGUUUAAAAUAUUGACUGGGAGCCAAUGAGUGCGGUUAUUUCAUAUUUGCAAUUCAUCGCAAACCUUUGUGUUACGGAACCCAG
Molecule: messenger RNA, 4313 nt
Organism: Lytechinus variegatus (green sea urchin)
Lineage: Eukaryota; Metazoa; Echinodermata; Echinoidea; Temnopleuroida; Toxopneustidae
Exons: 19
Coding region: 351-3875 (1174 amino acids)
Biological process (GO): gamma-aminobutyric acid signaling pathway; G protein-coupled receptor signaling pathway
Cellular component (GO): G protein-coupled receptor heterodimeric complex; membrane
Molecular function (GO): G protein-coupled GABA receptor activity
Source: RefSeq, a predicted model, not a curated record